AUGUUCAUAUUGGAUGUGUACCUAAACAUCAGCUACAGCAGCAGUCGCGGCGGCAUUUCCAUGGUCGUCGAGAAGGGACCGACAACCAUAAGCUACCUGUUGAUUCGAGAAGCGCGAGACGAGGACUCUGGAGUGUACACCUGCGUCCCUUCUAACCACAACGCAACCAGCGUCAGUCUGCACGUCCUCAAUGGAGAGCACCCGGCGGCCAUUCACACCAACAGCUCCGUCAGUUCCUCGGCGGGCGGUCAGGGGGCGGUGCUGGUGACGACGACGCUCCUGAGGUUACUCGCUCACCUCUGGUUCUCCAUCACCUGAUAAAGGCUCUUUCGUCGUGAGAAUUCUUCUUUCUCCUCCUCCUAUUUUCUC
This is a messenger RNA of Penaeus indicus, 369 nucleotides long. RefSeq lists its product as uncharacterized. NCBI's taxonomy places the organism in Eukaryota, Metazoa, Arthropoda, Malacostraca, Decapoda, Penaeidae. The coding region runs from base 1 to 318 and encodes 105 amino acids. Gene Ontology annotation, cellular component: neuron projection membrane. Gene Ontology annotation, biological process: synapse organization. The record is from RefSeq and is a predicted model, not a curated record. The transcript is spliced from 3 exons.